AACAAGUACCUGAGCGAUGAUCUCAUCCUAUAUGUCGUAAAAUAUGUUGAUUUUAUUUAUUUUAAGUGUGUUUCAUUGUAUGUACCAUGAUUUUGUCGAUUUUAUCGUUAAAUUUUUUAAUGAAUGUAUCAAAUAUAACUCAUUUGCUUAUAUAAUUAAAGGGCUUGUACCUUCCACUCGAACGACAGAACCGUUGGAUGGCAACAACAAACUUGGUUGACUGUCGAACAUCCGUAAGGACAUAUACUUUUAGGUUUCAUCACGCCUCUCUAUGAUUUUACAUCUAAUAUGUCGGAAAAGUCUAUAAGACAAGACUUUCCUAUACACUGGCUUGUAUGGCACAAUGAAUUCCGUAGCCUUGAUCAAGAAUUGAGUAAGAAUGACACAGAGAUUCAUCUAGAAAAAUUAGACCCUAGAGGUCGUACUCCACUUCAUCUUUCUGUGACUUUGGGUCAUAUAGAAAGUGCCCGAGUACUGCUGAGGAAAGGGGCAAAUGCAAAUGCUGAAAAUAAACAGAAUUGGACUGUACUUCAAGAAGCAGUAAGUACAGGGGAUCCAGAACUAGUUCAGUUGAUUCUCCAGCACAGGGACUUCCAAAGAUUUACAACCAGGACAGAAGGAAUUCCUGGGCUUCUUGAGACACUAAAAGAGGCUCCAGACUUUUAUGUAGAGAUGAGGUGGGAAUUUGCAAGCUGGGUACCCCUAGUAUCUCGCAUGUGCCCGAGUGACACAUACAAAGUAUAUAAAAGUGGUGCUAAUGUGCGCAUAGACACAACCCUUCUGGGUUUUGAUAACAUGAGCUGGCAGAGAGGCAGUCGCAGCUUUAUAUUUAGAGGACAGCACAAUGAAGCCACAGUAAUGGAGGUGGACCAUGACAUCCGUCAGGUGUACACGGAGACCAUGCGUGUGCUGCCAUCCCCUCCAGACCCCACUGCAUUGACCCCCUCAGAGGACGCCGUGGUGUCUAGACUGACCUCUCCUAUAGUCACCACUUACUUAGAUACUCACAAGAUUGCUUUUGAGAGAAAUAAAACUGGAAUUUGGGGCUGGAGGAGUGAUAAAGUGGAAAAUGUUAAUGGUUAUGAAUGCAAGGUCUUUAGUGCCACUAAUGUAGAGGUCUUGACUAAGACAAGAACAGAACACUUGACUGAAGAAGACAAGAAGGAAACCAAAAAGCUGAGUAGAACGCCACUAGAAUCCUUUCUAGGCAUGGCUGAGAUAGAGAAUAGUAAAGCACAGGGGGCUACAAAUGGGGAUGUGACAACACAGAGUAACAACCCGUGCUCUAUAUCUCCCCUUGAGUAUUUUAAUUCCAUGAUAGAUCUACAAGGAAAAGACAUAGGCAGACCAAAGGAGCAAAGUGUCAAAGUGCAGAAAUUUAAAGCCACACUGUCCUUGUGCGAGUCGUUCCCAUUGUCUCUACAGGAGCAAGUUGUGCCCAUCAUUGAUAUAAUGGCACAAAAUAAUGCACAUUUUAAGAAACUCAAAGACUUCAUUACAUUGACACUUCCUGCAGGGUUCCCAGUCAAAAUAGAGAUUCCUCUGUUCCAUGUGUUAAAUGCGAAGAUUACCUUUGGUAACAUCUAUGCCAACACAGAGGCAGUUCCUGGUGUAACGUCCAUAAAAGAUACCAGUCCCAUGACUUGUGUUGUAGAUGAAAGUGUGUUUGAUGUACCCCCUGGCUAUGUCAUUCAAGGAGAAGGACACAUGGACAACAGAUAUCAAGAUGAAGAUGAUGCUUUGUUGCAGUUUGCAAUUCAACAGAGUUUAUUAGAAUCAGGUUCAGAAAAUGAUCAGGUAACUUUCUAUGAAGCCUUAAUGAAGAGCCCCCCUGGCCCUACAGCUGGUUAUAAAACUCUGGAAGAAAGACAACUGCAAAGAGCCCUUGCUGCAAGUCUAUCUAUCAGUCACCAACCAGGGGAAUCUUUAAGCCAGGAUUCUGUGCCAGAGGAGGACAUAUGUAGACCGUACCCCAGAACACAGCCUGAAGACCCUAUGGACCAGCAGCUACGCCUAGCCCUAGAAAUGUCCCAGAAGCAACAGGCUGAGGAUGAGAGGAGAAGAAUGCAAGAAGACGAGGAGCUACAAAGAAUACUACAGCUGUCCAUGACUGAAAAAUGAAACUCAUAACUUAUACAUGUACAGAAAGUUGUGUUGGUAAGAGAUGAUUAACUAAAUGCUUUGGAACAAGGUGACAGUUGCAACUUGGCUAGAGCAUGUUUGGAUGGUUUAAAAAUGCUUAUCCUGGACUUGGAGGAAAAUGCUGCUGAUAAAAGAACAGAAACUUUAUUUAUUUGUGAUUUACUGUUUCUCUUGAAUUUGCAGCAGAAGUAAAGCUGGUCAUUGGAAAUAGCAGUCGGUAAUGAUGAAGAUCUGCCAGAAGCUGUAGUGCAAUAUUUCACAUUAUGAAAGUGGUAAAAGCCAUAAAUAACGAGUGUUCCAGAGUAGAAAAAAUCAACUUGUUUGCAUGAAUUGACAGUCUGUGUCCUUAAUGCUUUUGAAGUUACAACGUAAAUCAACUUUCAUUUACCACAUCAGAAUAAGAAGUAAAUUAUUGUACAAAAAUUUGUGAUAUUUAGACAUUUUAUUGAUGGAAUGUUGAAUGCUGCUAAAAAAAGGGAACUAAGGAGGAGAGAGACAUGAAAGGAACCAUAUCAACCGCAUAUAAUCCAGAAUAUGUUGUCAAAUGAGUAUUCUUAUUGUAGAUCAGUAAAUGUAGAUGGCAUUAUCUAAUCCAUACACUGACAUUGCACUUCAAAUUAUUAAUGUUAAUCAGCCUGGCAACCUUCAACAUGCACUUAAGGUUGAAAUUUAUACCAAAAUAACAUAUUCUAGGGAGGCACAAUAUCCCUAUGAUGCCCAAAUAUAGGUAUGAGUAUCCGCAUCUAGCACAAUAAAUGUAAACACUUCUCUGUCUUCCCAUUACUUUUGAUGGGGGAAUAGGGGCUGCCAUAGCAUGCAAAGGGAAACAGAAUUGAAGACCACAAGGUUACCUGCAACAUUUUAAUAACAUAGCAUGAAUGCAUACAUACAGUACCUGUUGAUUGUGACCAGGCCCUGAUGUCUGUAGGUGUAAUGUGCCAUAAAAUAAAGUAAAAUG
Messenger RNA from Lingula anatina, 3100 nucleotides. RefSeq names its product ankyrin repeat domain-containing protein 13D. Lineage: Eukaryota; Metazoa; Brachiopoda; Lingulata; Lingulida; Lingulidae. Gene Ontology annotation, molecular function: protein binding. The record is from RefSeq and is a predicted model, not a curated record. Gene Ontology annotation, cellular component: cytoplasm.